AUGGCACAAGUGGAAGAGUCUCAAACUGAAGGGGAGGGCAGCCCCCAGAUGAUAUCCCUGAGAUCAGACAUAUCAGGGAACCAUGUGGAUGAGGGAGAAACAGGACCAUCUCUAAGGAGGAAGAGGAGGAAGAAGAAAGACCCCCGUCCAGAGUCCAUCAUAGUCUAUCGGUCUGACAUGGAAAGGAUGCCCAGUGAGGAGCAAAAUGGAGAGGAAGGAGCAGAGAGGAGCAUAGAGGAGGGAGCGAAGUUCCUGUGCACACCUACAGGAGAAGGAGGAGGCUGGAACCUUCCUCCAGACAGCCGUUAUGUGACACUGACAGGAACCAUCACCAGAGGUAAGAAGAAGGGUCAGGUGGUGGACAUCCACGUCACUCUGACAGAGAAGGAGCUCAGGGACCUGGCCAAGUCAAAGGAGCGUCUGGAUGCAGAGUGUGAGGCCGGUGAAGGUUCCAAACGCAGCUGCAGCUUAGGGGUGGGUGAGGGACCCCAUGUUGUCCUCUGGAGCAUCUCCUGUGUCCCUGUGGUUUUCCUCCUGUCCUUCAUCACCUCCUUCUACUACGGCACUCUCACCUGGUAUAACGUUUUCCUGGUGUACAACGAAGAACGGACGUUCUGGCACAAGAUUACAAUAUGCCCCUUCCUCAUCAUCUUCUACCCGAUGCUCAUCAUGCCAAUGGCGUUGUCUCUGGCCCUGUACUCAGCCGUGGUGCAGGUCUCCUGGGCCUUCAGUGAGUGGUGGCAGGCGGUGCGAGAUCUGGAGAAGGGCUUUUGUGGCUGGGCCUGUGGGAAGCUGGGACUGGAGGACUGUUCCCCGUACAGCAUAGUAGAGCUGCUUGACUCUGACACUGUUUCGGGCACUCUGCAAAGCAAAGCCCCCAGUGAACUUGCCCAGACGUCGUCAGUGUAAAACCAAGUGUGGAGGGUCCAGAAAAGGCUGAGGUCAGAGUGUAAAAGUAUGAAGAUCUCAUUGAGGCUCAGCACGAGUUGGAGCCUGCUUCACUAUACUAUACUCUAAACGACAAUUAUUUAACACUGCCUGAACUGUCCCGAUGUUCUCAACUAUUUCUAGUACUGUACUGUAAAGCAUUACCUUAUUCUAUAUUAGUAAUGCCAUUGGAGUGGAUACACUGGGUAUUUUUUUACUUUUAGGUUACACUUUCCCUCAGGUCGAUAAAAGGCCGUCAUCCAUUAGUGAACAGUGGUACCACCUAAAGAUCUUUUGAUACAUACAGCCCUCAGUGCCUCCUAACUUCAGUAUGUUAAGGUGCCCGCUCCAGUACACACACACGAGAGGCCGUGAACUUAAAACCAAGAUUCACUUCAUCUGUAAAUACCUGUAUAUUAAUGUUAUUGAUCACUGUGCUGUGCACUAUCAUCAGACAUGUUUUCAAAGGCAACACAGUUGUGUAUGUGAAAUCAUCAUUCAACUACACAUGUAAUGAAAGAUUUAGGGUGAGGCUGGAUUAUGUACAGGGUCCUAGAUGCACAUGUUUUUAUUAUACAAGUAUAGAUUUGAUUAUUUGGAAGUUUCAUUACAAUAUGCGCCAGUAAGCACAACAUCAGUUAAAGGACCAAGCACCUUAACUCUCAAAGACCUAAACAGUCAAUUGAUUUAAAAUGUUUAAUAACUUUUGAACCACUAAUCCUAUCAAUACAAUUACACAAUUCAUUUAAAAUGCAGUCUGUCAGCUUUUUAGCAGCAUCAGAUGUGUUUUAUUUAGAUGUUCAGAGGCUCUGCAGUAAACAUGGAAACACCCUAUUCUUCCGCAACAUCGAUUCAUCAGUAAAACCA
Messenger RNA from Sphaeramia orbicularis (orbiculate cardinalfish), 1794 nucleotides. It is a transcript of the gene tmem169b, whose product is annotated as transmembrane protein 169b. The coding region runs from base 1 to 909 and encodes 302 amino acids. Lineage: Eukaryota; Metazoa; Chordata; Actinopteri; Kurtiformes; Apogonidae. The record is from RefSeq and is a predicted model, not a curated record. The transcript has 2 exons.